Molecule: messenger RNA, 289 nt
Organism: Drosophila navojoa
Lineage: Eukaryota; Metazoa; Arthropoda; Insecta; Diptera; Drosophilidae
Product: lipopolysaccharide-induced tumor necrosis factor-alpha factor homolog
Molecular function (GO): zinc ion binding
Source: RefSeq, a predicted model, not a curated record
UACAUAUAUACAUUUCAAUAUCCCUAAAGUUUUACGAAAUGUCUGCCAUCGGUCGGGUGUCCACGCGCAUGGUCUGUCCCAAUUGCCAUUUGGAUAUGAUGACGCGUAUUGUGAGCAAGGCCACAGCUCGAACUCAUAUGAUAGCGCUCCUCAUGUGCCUGACGUUCCUAUGGCCCUGUGCACUCUGUGUCUACUGUACGGACUUUUCUCGCAACGUGGAUCAUUACUGCUCCUUCUGCAAUGCCUUCAUUGGCACCUACGAUCACUGAGCUGGCAUUAAACUAUAGUA